CUGCUAUAUAUAAAAUUCAACUUUCUAAUUUAAAUUUUGAACACAUACAAAUAUUUUCAUGAGAACCCAAAUCUCACAAUAUAUUGUGGAUCAAGAUAGUAUUUUUAUCCAUUCACAAACUUGAAUCACAAAAGGGUGUGAAGGAAAAACCAGAUAUAAAUCAGUGACAUUUGUCCAUUUGGUGAAACUUUGUAGUUUUCGUUAAGGGAAAGCAAAGCCGAAACCACCAAAGGCCCACUAUAAACAAACACAACCAAACCUUACAUUUUCAUUUCAUUAUUUCAAACUGGAAAAAAGCUAGAGUGCUUCAAACCAAAACCACAGUCAUUUAUUUAACAGUAUUCAGAUUUCAAGACUACUAAUAAUGAUAACUCAAAGCCAAAAAGAAAAAUGAGGUUUUGAAAUUGAAUUCAACUUCAAGUAUCACAUGUUAGUUUAUGCACAUCUCGUGUUUGCAUUUAUAGCUCACUCAUCUUUUACUUUUAUAUAUAAAUAUCCUUCUGUUCCAUUCUUUGUACCUGUCCUCCAUUCAUUAGUGUCCAAAAGGGUAUCUCCACUGUAGCUUAAACUUCUCAUUUUUAUGGGUUUAUUGUCUUUUUAAGAGAGAUACAGAGAGAGGCCGAGAUCUUCUGCAUUGGAGAGAAUCUGGAAAAUGGGUUCUCAGAUUUUUGAGUUUUUGAAAACUGGGUUGUGUUUUUGGGUGUGUUUCUUUAGCUUGAGCCUGGUUUUUGUGGGUUCUGAGCUUGUAGCAGGAGAUGGGAACAUAGAAGGGACUGUUUCCAUUGAUGGCAAAGUUAUCAUUGGGAGGAUUGAUGAUGAUUUUAUUUGUGCUACUAUGGAUUGGUGGCCUCCUGAGAAAUGUGACUAUGGAACAUGCAGUUGGGGUCAUGCAUCUCUUCUCAAUCUGGAUUUGAGCAACAAAAUUUUCUUCAAUGCCAUAAAGGCUUUUUCACCAUUGAAGAUUAGAUUAGGUGGUACUUUGCAGGACAAGGUCAUUUAUGAUACUGAAGAUAAUAAGCAACCUUGUACUCAGUUCACUAAGAACACAUCUGAGUUGUUUGGCUUCACUAAUGGCUGCUUGCCCAUGAAAAGAUGGGAUGAAUUGAGCUCUCUUUUCAAGUCAGCAGGGGCAGAGAUUAUUUUUGGAUUGAAUGCUCUUAAUGGAAGAACAAUACAGCGUGAUGGUUCUGCAACUGGUGCUUGGGACUCCUCCAAUGCUGAAUCUUUUAUCCGUUACACAGCAAAAAACAACUACUCAAUUUAUGGUUGGGAGUUAGGGAAUGAAUUAUGUGGGAGUGGAGUUGGAACAAGAGUUGCAGCAGCUCAGUAUGCCUCUGAUACAAUUUCUCUGCACAACAUAGUGCAGAAUAUCUACCGGGAAAGUGACUCAAAGCCUCAGACUAUAGCUCCUGGAGGAUUCUUUGAUGCAAAUUGGUUCAAAGAAUUUUUUAAUAAGACAACUAAAUCUUUAGAUGUGGUAACUCACCACAUAUAUAAUCUAGGCCCAGGGGUUGAUACACAUCUCAUUGAUAAGAUUUUGGAUCCAACCUAUCUUGAUGGUGAGGCCAACACAUUCAGAAACCUCCAUGACACCCUCAAGAGUUCUGGAUCAUCGGCGGUUUCAUGGGUUGGGGAGGCAGGAGGUGCUUACAACAGUGGUAGGAAUCUUGUCACUAACGCAUUUGUCUUUAGUUUCUGGUAUUUGGAUCAGCUUGGUAUGUCAGCAGCUCAUGAUACUAAAACAUACUGUAGACAGUCAUUGAUUGGAGGAAACUAUGGAUUGCUUGAUACUAAUAACUUCAUACCAAAUCCAGACUAUUACAGUGCUCUCCUUUGGCACCGGCUAAUGGGAAGAAACGUCCUAUCAACGAGCUUUUCUGGGUCCAAGAAAAUUCGUGCUUAUGCUCACUGUGCUAAACAAUCUGUAUGUUUAAACCACAAACUUUCAUUUGUUGGGCAAAAGUUGUUUUUUCACCCUCUUUUUCUGAGCUUAUUCUUUGUCUUAAUACAGAAAGGGAUUAUGGUGCUACUAAGCAACCUUGACAACAGCACCACAGUUCUGGCCACUGUUGCAUUCAAUGGAACGUGGAGUUUCCGUCGAAAACACAGGAGUCAUCACACAUCAAGUAUUACACCUCACAAAACAAGGACUUCUCAUAAAGCAAAGGCGAUCAAGAUGCCUCGACCUAACAAGAGUGAGCCUGUGAGAGAAGAAUAUCAUCUUACUGCCAAAGAUGGUAAUCUACAAAGCCGAACCAUGCUGCUUAAUGGAAACAUUUUAACUCUAGAUUCAUCUGGGAACAUACCUUCUUUAGAUCCUAUUUAUGUAAAUUCGUCAACACCUAUAGUGGUUCGCCCUUUUUCUAUUGUAUUUGUUCACAUACCUCAUGUUGUCCUCCCAGCUUGCAAAUAGGUGACCUAAGGAACAGAAAAACUGGUUCCUUUGCUUAUAAUAUAGCCAUUGACAAUAAGGGAUAGGAUACAAAUCAAAUGUAUGUCAUUUUUUCGCAACAGAAUACAAAAAAGAAAAAGAAUUCUCAAAUAAACAAA
Messenger RNA from Cannabis sativa, 2550 nucleotides. Its product is annotated as heparanase-like protein 3. Gene Ontology annotation, molecular function: beta-glucuronidase activity. NCBI's taxonomy places the organism in Eukaryota, Viridiplantae, Streptophyta, Magnoliopsida, Rosales, Cannabaceae. The transcript has 8 exons. The coding region runs from base 653 to 2413 and encodes 586 amino acids. The record is from RefSeq and is a predicted model, not a curated record. Gene Ontology annotation, cellular component: plant-type cell wall; membrane.